AAAGGGGUAAACAAACUACAAAAUUUUACAUUAAUGUGUCCAAAUAGACCCUUUCCGGGUAAACGCGUCCAUUUUGAACAGGUGGCAAGUUGGACUUUGGCCCUUUCAGUUUGCUUUGAAAAGUCAAUGGCGGAAGUCGCACGCUGUCUAUUCUUACGCAAAGAAUGUCAAAUACCAGAUCGUACGAUGACUUUUUGUCACUCAGUGUUGUAGCAUUAAGAAGCUUUCUGUCAGUUCGUGGAAUACCGUCAUCUGGUUAUAGCAAAGUGGAACUUGUUGCAAGGGCCUUCUCUGCUUCAGAGAUGAAUUUGCCUAUCAUAAUGUCCAGUGAAGAGCAAACAUCAACUCUAAAGAAGGAUUAUGAAAGCAAAUUAAAAGAAUUGGGACUGCCUGACCCAUUAAGUAUUGGGAAAGAGAAAAGGAUUGACAACAUAAUGCUAUGGCCUAAAGUAAAUCUGGGAAAUAUCUUUCAAUGUAUCCUUAGCACCAGGGAUUUUGAUUCUGACUAUAUAGGGAAAUAUAAAGAUCAGAAGGCCUAUAGCUAUUUUGACAGUGGAUUUGUUGGGGAGAUUUUAAUUUAUGAGCCUAGCACAAAUGUUAAGUUUCUCUACUGUGAUGUCAGAGCCUCAAUGGCAGUACACGAAUCAAAAGAAUUAUGGAUUGCCACCAAAGAUGAUACAAUCAUCACUAGCUGGUGCUCUUGCAUGGCUGGUAGCAGUGCAUGCUGCAAUCAUGUAAUUGCUACACUUUAUAAGGUAGAGUAUGCCACAAAUCAUGGAUAUAAUGACCUGGCAUGCACAUCCAUGCCUUGCAAAUGGAACCAGUCAACAAAGAAGGAAAUUGUACCUAGAAGAAUAACAGAGAUCGUGGUAAGGAAAAAAAGCAGAACAAAAGUUAAAGAAAAUGAAAUUGUACGAGAAGAAAGACGUUUGGAAGCUUUGCAGAAAUUUGAUCCACGGCGGCCUGCUCAUUGCAAGAAAACAGAUGAAGAUGUAUCAAGCCUUCUUCAGGAUCUUUGGAGAACAAAUCAAAAUGCUGUUCUUUUUAAAUCAAUUGAAGGCACAGAGAAUGCAAGUAAUGCGACACAUGACAUGUUAACAAUUGCAAGCAAGGUAAUAAGUAGGUGUGAAGACAAAACUGAUGAGGAAAAACAAAGAGAAUUUUACAAAGAGCUCAACAUCACUGAAAAUGAAAAAAGGAGGAUUGAAAUAUCUACUCGUGGUCAAGCUGAUUCUAAAGCAUGGGUAAAUGCAAGAAAGGGACGGAUUACAGCUUCUGUCCAUCAUGAGGUCUUUACUAAAGUGAAUUCUAUUGCAAGAAAAAGGGUACCCCCUUUGCCAAAAGUGACACCCUUAAUUGCAAAGCUCAUUUACAGAGAUAAGACACUUAACUCUAUUCCGGCAAUACAGUGGGGACAAGAGCAAGAGCAAAAUGCACUGAAGUUGUUUUAUUCUGUCGAGGCGUGCAAACAUCAGGAUUUUAAACUUCAAAGCUGUGGAUUGUAUGUUGAUAGAACUCAUCCAUAUAUUGGUGCAUCCCCAGAUGGAAUCAUGUAUUGCAAGUGUCAUCAAAAAAGUGUAAUAGAAAUUAAGUGCCCAUACAACAUCAAAGAGGAAACCAUUCAGGCUGGUGUUGCAAAAUGUAACUUCCUAACAGUUAUUGAUAAUAAAAUAACUUUAAAGAAAUCUCACAAAUAUUACACACAGAUUAUUUCCCAAAUCAUGCUCAGUGAUUCCCUGCAAGGAUUUUUUGUUGUCUGGACAAAGAAAGACAUUUUCAUUGAGACCAUUGUGAUUGAUAAAGUACAUUGGAACAAGGUGUACACAAAUUUACAAAUCUUCUUCCAACAGUAUGUUGCAAAAGCUCUGCUUGCAAUCAAACCAGUAAAGUUUUGUGCUGAUUGUGAAAAAGUCCUUCUAACAAAAGAUGAAAUAGCAGAAGAUGAAGCUAAUGAAAAAUCUAUUUGUUGUGAUCAAUGUAGCAGUUGGUACCACUACAAAUGUCAAUCAAUUAUCCACAUUGACAAAGAAAUUAACUGGCUAUGUUGUAACUGUUUAAUUGACAUUCCUCAAAAUAUUUAA
Molecule: messenger RNA, 2081 nt
Organism: Rhopilema esculentum
Lineage: Eukaryota; Metazoa; Cnidaria; Scyphozoa; Rhizostomeae; Rhizostomatidae
Source: RefSeq, a predicted model, not a curated record